GUUGGAAAAACAAGAUCUUGAAAAACUGAAAGCAGUGCUGAAGCAAGAGAGAGAGGAUCUGGAUAGAGUGAAUGACUUAGAGCUGAUGAGAUCUGAAAUUCAGAAACAAAGUAAAUUAUUAGAAAAGGAGAAAAAGGACAUAAAAGAGGGAAGACACAAGUUGGACAUCAUAAAGACUGAGCAACAAAGUCAGAGAGAAGAUACUGAUUCCCAUAUUGAUGAGAUGAACCAUGACAAACAAGAACUGUAUCAAAUGAAGACAAAUAUUGAAAAGAAGAGGAUGGAAGAAGAGCUGUCCAAGCUCAAAAUUGGGGAGAACCAACUCACUAGUUUAAUGAUCUCCAUAGAAAGUCUGAGGGCUAAAUUCAAACAGCUGAAUCAAAGGAUAAAUGAAGACUUUAGAAAGCAUAUGGACAGAUUAGAGCAGAAACAUGGACACAUACUCCAGCUGAAGUCAAUAUUGGAACUUAAGUUUGAUGAACUUGAUAAACAGAAAAAUAAGAUUAUUGGUUAUUGUGACCUGAUCCAAAGAGAGAAGAAAUAUGUGGUGACAAUGAAGGUUGACAUGGCGGUACAAACUAAAGUUGUAGCUAAUAUACUGCAGGAGGAAGAUACUGAGAAGCAGGAUUUGAAUAAACCUAAAGACUUUGAGUGUGGGAAGGAUGGUCUUCAGGCAGGCUUUGUUUUCCAGACUGAAGAAUUAGUAGAAGAAGAUUAUUUUACAGAUGAGGGAAUGUCAAAAAGAGAUUAUUUGCGAAACAUCUGGAAGGACACUAAAACAGAACGGAAGGAGAUUGAUCAGUUGAAGCGCCGGGGUCAUGAGAUGAGAAAUAACCUGGAGAAAAGACUAACAGUAAUUAAUGAGUUUUUUCAGAGAACAUUGUUCCAGAAAGAAAAGGAACCAUUGGAGAAGAGGAGCCUAAAACAAGGCUUAAGUAAUGACACAACAUCUCAAAGUGACUGUAACAGCAAAGCACGAGAUAAAAAAUACAUAGAACUCCAACAACUUAAGAUUCAGAUGCUUAGUGAGAUUGAGAAACUCCAUGUCAAAGAAAAAGUGUCGAUGACUCUAACAACUAGCAACAAAGCCAAUCAAACAUCCCAGGUGGAUAUAACGACAGAAGAUACAAUAGUGCAGGUUAGUGAAGAAGCUUCUACCAAAAUGUAUCAAGAAACUGAAGCAGCCCCAGAAACAACCAGCGGACUUCUCUGUCAGCUCCGGCAUUACUGCUAUCGUUGCUGCUGCCCCUGCUGUGCUUGUUGCAAGCAAGUGUGCCCAGAGGAGAAAUGACAUGACAUGUCUAUUUUAGGUCUAUUUCUUUAACCAUAUCCUUUAACCACAUGGAAUAGAUGGAUAACCUGAACCUGAACGUUUUGAAACAGGUUAUUUGUUUUAGUCAGAUAUAUAUCAAAGUGUUGGGAAAAAUUUAAAACUGCCAGCCUGAUGUUAGGUUUUCUACUUUAUAAGGAUUGUUUAAAUGGAAUUCAACUAUUUUUGUGACAUUCUUUUUUAAAGCAUCAUGAGUAAUAACAAAAAGUAAUAUAAUAACUUGAAACAAAAUGUGUGAGGCUUUUGUUUCAGAAAAUGCUUUACCUAUACUGGCUAAUACACCAUAUUAUAUUUUUGCAUAAUAAGACUGAAUAUUGAAUUAAUGACUGAAUGAAUUUUAAAACUUAGUGUUUAAUUUUCUGUGUGCAAUUCCUUAUUUAAACCUUAGUCCUUGCAUAUUACAAAUUAAACAUAUUAUAUUAAUCUUAAGAAUCCACUGUUCACUUAAUUACAGAUUUUAAGAGCUGACCGUGUCAAUUUGAUUUCAUUUUUCUUGUUGUUGCUGGUUAGUUUUUCUCGCUCUUUAGAAAUGUUUUUAAAAAAACAGCCCAAUAUACUUUUAUGCUUAAAUGUAAAUUCACAAACACAUUUGUUAAUCAUUUAUGUCUUUGAACAAACCUUUUAUUGUCAAAUAAAAUUAUCAGCAUAUUUAUACUUGUAUGGCAAGUGACUUUUUUUAAACAUUAAUAUAACA
Molecule: messenger RNA, 2024 nt
Organism: Morone saxatilis (striped sea-bass)
Lineage: Eukaryota; Metazoa; Chordata; Actinopteri; Moronidae
Product: myosin heavy chain, clone 203-like
Exons: 2
Coding region: 86-1291 (401 amino acids)
Source: RefSeq, a predicted model, not a curated record